This is a messenger RNA of Dovyalis caffra, 1731 nucleotides long. The record is from the annotation of a GenBank genome assembly. Lineage: Eukaryota; Viridiplantae; Streptophyta; Magnoliopsida; Malpighiales; Salicaceae.
AUGAUGGCAAGUGAUGGCUUGAAAACCCAAGUUCCUGUUGAAGAAAAUGGAACUAAAGAAGAAGAGAAAAUUGGGAAUUUAAAGGCUUCUGUUAGCAAUGAAAACGGUGAAUCAUCUGAUGUUUCAUCUGUAAUACAAAAAGAAGAAGAAGAAGAAGAAAAAGCAGAAGAAGAGACCAAAGAAGUCACAAAGAAGAAAAAGAAGAAAAAUAAAAGCAAGAAAAAGAAGGAAUUGCCAAAGCAGACUGAUCCCCCUCUAUUCCCGUUGCUGAUCUCUUUCCAUCUGGGGAGUUUCCUGAAGGUGAAAUUCAACAAUACAAAGACGAGUGAUAAUUUGUGGAGGACUACUUCUGAAGAGAAAAGAGAGUUGGAGCGUCUUGAAAAGCCAAUGUAUAAUUCAGUUCGCCAGGCAGCAGAAGUUCAUCGCCAGGUUCGGAAGUAUAUGAAAAGCAUUUUGAAGCCUGGAAUGUUAAUGACUGAUCUAUGUGAGACCUUGGAAAACACAGUUCGUAAGCUAAUAUCAGAGAACGGUCUACAAGCAGGCAUUGCAUUUCCUACUGGAUGCUCUCUGAACUGGAUCGCUGCUCAUUGGACCCCAAAUUCAGGGGAUAAGACUGUGCUUCAGUAUGAUGAUGUGAUGAAAUUGGAUUUUGGAACCCAUAUUGAUGGGCAUAUUGUGGACUGUGCAUUUACAGUGGCAUUCAACCCUAUGUUCGAUCCACUACUAGAAGCUUCACGCGAAGCAACCAACACGGGUAUCAAGGAAUCUGGGAUCGAUGUGCGUCUUUGCGAUGUUGGUGCUGCCAUCCAAGAAGUCAUGGAAUCAUAUGAGGUUGAAAUUAAUGGAAAGGUGUUUCAAGUAAAGAGUAUCCGAAAUUUGAAUGGGCACAGCAUUGGGCCUUAUCAGAUUCAUGCUGGAAAAUCCGUUCCCAUUGUUAAAGGAGGGGAGCAGACAAAAAUGGAAGAGGGUGAAUUUUUUGCAAUUGAAACAUUUGCAUCUACAGGCAAAGGAUAUGUAAGAGACGAUCUAGAGUGCAGCCAUUACAUGAAAAAAUUUGAUGUUGGCCAUAUGCCACUUAGGUUGCCAAGAGCAAAGCAACUGCUAGCAACAAUCAAUAAGAACUUCUCCACAUUGGCCUUUUGUAGACGUUAUUUAGAUCGCCUGGGAGAGACUAAAUAUUUGAUGGCACUAAAGAAUCUGUGUGAUUCUGGCAUCGUUGAGUGCAGGAUCAUGUAUUUCACUGAAAAUGUUACCAGAGAAAUAGAAACUCUUGCGGCCUCUGAAUUAAAUGCUUCCACUUUCCUCGAUUUAGUCGAGGAUCAAGUCAGCAUGGACAGUUUGUCGUGGAUGGAUUCUUUUAAUUUGUGUAUCCGAUUGGAUCAGUUCGUAACUAAAUGUCGGAAACAUAUUGCAAGGAAUAAAUCAAGAACAUUUGUUGAAAUGGAUAGAGCACUUAGAUAUGACAUGGUUGGUUCUAGAAGCGAAAUCCCGAAAUGGUUCAACUAUCAGACUCUUGGUGACUCAAGAAUAACUAUGCAGCCGCCACCAGUUUGGCAUGAUAAGGAUUGUGGAUUUGCCUUCUGUGCAGUUUACGAAAACCGGAAUAAUCGACCGAGGCUACACGCAACAUUGAGGCUAGGUUUAUUGACUUGUGAAGACGGUUCCGUGACUGCAGUUGUUGAUUAUGUUUCUGAUAGAGAUUUGUUGGGCCCUUUAAAGGACCUUCUGUAA